Messenger RNA from Cyprinodon variegatus (sheepshead minnow), 1692 nucleotides. Its product is annotated as 1-acyl-sn-glycerol-3-phosphate acyltransferase delta-like. The transcript is spliced from 9 exons. Gene Ontology annotation, molecular function: 1-acylglycerol-3-phosphate O-acyltransferase activity. NCBI's taxonomy places the organism in Eukaryota, Metazoa, Chordata, Actinopteri, Cyprinodontiformes, Cyprinodontidae. The coding region runs from base 214 to 1347 and encodes 377 amino acids. Gene Ontology annotation, cellular component: endomembrane system; mitochondrial outer membrane. The record is from RefSeq and is a predicted model, not a curated record.
GAAGUGGCAUUCACCAGUGAGUGGGGUGAUGAACCCACAUCAUGCAGAAGGAAUCAUCAUCAGAAAUCUGAAGAGGAAGGGCGGAAAAAUCCCGGUGAAAUGGAACCAUAGUGACUGUUCUGCAGUGUUUUGGGGAAAGUGAAAGUCUAAGAAGCAGGAUCAACGGAGUUUACAGGACAGAAUAGAGGGAAAAUAGUUUUUCCAUUAAGAAGGAUGGGGCUGCUGCAGUUUUUAAAAUCCCAGUUUUUGUGCCACCUGAUCAUAUGCUAUGUGUUCCUGGUGAGCGGGCUUCUAAUCAACCUGAUACAGCUCUGUACCUUACCUCUGUGGCUGAUCAGUAAACAGCUGGCCCGCAGGAUUAACAUCAGACUGGGCUACUGCAUCGCGAGUCAGAUGGUAGCAGUAUUGGAGUGGUGGUCUGGAACUGAAUGCACGCUUUACACCGAUCCAAAGAGUUACCAACUCUAUGGGAAAGAGAAUGCUAUUGUAGUCCUCAACCAUGCUUUUGAGAUAGACUUUCUGUGUGGCUGGACCUUCUGUGAGAGAUUUGGAGUUCUUGGGAGUUCAAAAGUGUUGGCCAAACAGGAGCUCUCCUAUGUCCCCGUGAUUGGAUGGAUGUGGUAUUUCCUUGAGAUAGUUUUCUGCAAAAGGAAGUGGGAGGAGGACCGGACAAAUGUGGCUCGGAGUCUGCAGAACCUGCGGGAUUACCCUGAAAACUACUGGUUCCUACUUCAUUGUGAAGGAACACGUUUCACCCCAAAGAAACACCAGAUCAGUAUGCAAGUGGCUGAAAGCAAAGGUUUACCUCAACUCAAGUAUCAUCUCCUGCCCAGAACAAAAGGAUUCUAUAUAACUGUCCAAAACCUGAGGGGGACCGUUGCAGCAAUAUACGACUCCACACUGAACUUCAGGAACAAUGAAGCACCGACCCUUCUAGGAAUUCUCAAUGGAAAGAAAUAUCAUGCGGAUUUAUACGUCAGGAGAAUUCCUUUAGAGUCGGUUCCAGAAGAUGAAUCAGAGUGUGCUGCUUGGCUGCACAAACUAUACCAGGAAAAGGAUGGCUUUCAGGAGCAGUAUGCACAGACGGGCCGUUUCCCUGGCCCUAUCACAAGCCCUCCUCGUCGGCCCUGGUCCCUGAUCAACUGGCUCUUCUGGUCCUGCGUAGUCCUGUACCCUCUAGGCCUCCUACUCGCCCAGCUGCUCUCGUCUGGAUCGGUUUUCACCAUCGUCACCGCUGUGGUUGUCUGCUCUGCAGUGUCGAUGGGAAUGCGCUGGAUGAUCGGCCAGACUGAGAUUGAGAAAGGGUCAAAUUACGGGAUCAAGGCAGCUCCUGAGAACAGCAAUUGAGGAGUGCUGCCGUCUUCAGGGCUGUUUCUGUGAAGAUCCAAAAAUCUGUAGGCGGCAAGCUGCAUGAAUGAACAGGUGAACAGCAACUUGGCUGGUCCAACAAGUACAGACCUGCUGCACUGAGGCAGGAAGCAGCCAGGCUAAAAGGUAUGCUGCAGAAGCUGAAGUGGGAGUUUAACAAAUGAGAACAGGGUGCUGGUUAUGAGUGGAAAUAUUUUAAUAGUACAAAGGAAAUAUCAUCAGCUGUAAAAGAGAAAGCUAAAAAUGUAAACAAGUCAAAUAUGGACUACCUCUUUGAUCAAAGUGUACGCCAAAUGGUUUUUGCAUUUGUAGAGAAUAAAAUUU